CAGCUGUCAGGGCGCGCGGGCGCUGCGGAGUCGGUGCCUUAAAAUCCGGGGCCGGGGGGAGACGGCAACCCUCCCCUGACUAGCCUGACAGGCCCAGGCGGGCGCCAUGCUAGAAACCAAAAUGGCUGCCCCGGGGAAGGCUGCCCAACCCGAGGAGCCGCGAGCGGGGGAACGUGCCGAGUGACGGCCGCCGCGCCGGACAGUUUUGACCAUCUAGCCUUGAAAGAACAGACAACGAAUCAUGAUCAAGUUUUUUCUUAUGGUGAACAAGCAAGGGCAAACAAGACUCUCUCGAUAUUAUGAAUACAUGGACCUUCAUACACGGACGAUACUAGAAGCUGAAGUAAUCAAGCAUUGCCUUUCCCGUUCAAAGGAGCAAUGUUCCUUUAUUGAGUACAAAGAUUUUAAGCUGGUGUACAGGCAAUAUGCUGCUCUUUUCAUAGUGGUUGGAAUUAAUGAAACCGAGAAUGAAAUGGCUGUCUAUGAACUCAUUCAUAAUUUUGUGGAGGUUUUGGACAAGUAUUUCAGUAGAGUGAGUGAGUUGGAUGUAUCCUUUCAGUUUUCUCUAUUUAUGUUCCUGCUCCUUCCUGCCUCUGCCAGGCUGUGUGACAUUCGUAGGAAUCAAAAUGUUGCCACAAUUGGAUUAAACUAUGUUCAACAGAGGUGAAUGAGCCAUAAAAUAAGGAUGGAUGGUUUGAAGUAUGUGAAUAGUAUGUGAAGAGUGACAGUGUGGAGGUAAGUUGUUAAAAGGCUGGUGAUAUGGGUGGUGAUAUGAUAAUGGAUGCUGGGAAAUGGAGACUUUUUGUUUAAAGGUAGGAUAUUUCCCCUUGCUCUACUUGCUCUACUUGCUACUUUAAUAGAUUUCAGUGCAUGAACACAGUAGCUGUGAUAGAAUCUGUUGCUGGGCGAAGGAAGAGCUCUAUCCUCAAAGGAACUGAGCUCCAAGCAUUUACUCCUACCACUGAAAGGGCUCUCUCUCUCUCUCUUUCUCUGAUUGCUACCUGCCUUUCAAUGGCAGAGGCAUCUGGACAAGAGUCUCAAACGGAGAUUUCAGCACAUGGGGUAAAUAGAUACAGGAGAAGACUAGGGAUGCAAAUUAAUGCAGUCUGCUUGCUCAUUACAGGUGCUAAUGUUAAACCGAAAGACCAUCUCCUUCUGCACGAACCUGCCUGUGCUGAGCACAGUGUUUAGUAUCAGAUCCAUUCAUUGAUUCUGCUGGCAUAAUGUAGUGGGAGAGGAUUUGAGACGGUUACUGAUGACCCAAAUGGGUUGGGUAACGUCUCUCUCCAUGUGACGGAGGCAGGAGAGCAAAGAACUCUGGGAGGCAGGCUCAGUCUCCUCAGUUUUUUCUCUCCUGCCUGAUGGGACAGGUUUUUCUUAUGAGAAUUAUCUUCUGUCAUACUCUCAAUGCUGCUGGAGAUGUUAUGGGUGUGUGUGUGUCCCAUGAUCCGGCCCUGCUUAUUUAAGGAAAAUGGAACUAAAUCUGUAAUAUUUGAGGAGGACAAAAGGGAACAUUCCAGGUGAGACUUGAAUCCCCUAACAUACCCCUGGGUGAAAAAUAUGCCAGCCCCGGAAAUGGUACACUAUGUUUCCCUGUAGCUGUCCCGACACCUUCUACCAUCAUCAGCAUGAGAUCAACAGGGCUCAGGAUCUGGCAGUUUCCCAACCCAGAUUCUCUCACCUCUAUCCUUUUUGGAUUGGAGAUCAGUGAGGGUAGCAUCAGAAGUGGAUGGUCCUGAGAAACCAACAGCAACAACACCUGUGUUGAUGGAAGUAAGACAAUUAAAGGGUGACAUUACAAACACACUCCUAAUUGCAUGCUAAAUAAUUGUAUGAUUAGCUCAGUUGGUAGAGAAUGGGACUCUUAAUCUAAUCUUAGGGAAGGAAAUUUUGCAAUGAAAGGGAGGCUCCAUUACAUUUGAUUCAGGAUUCCACUUAAAGAGGAAGCUUAUUUUUUGUUGUUGUUUAGUUGUGUCUGACUCUUCAUGACCCCAUGGACCAGAGCACACCAGGCACUCCUAUCUUCCACUGCCUUUCGCAAUUUGGUCAGACUCAUGUUGGUGGCUUCGAGAACACUGUCCAACCAUCUCGUUCUGCUGUCCCCUUCUCCUUGUGCCCUCCAUCUUUCCCAGCAUCAGGGUCUUUUCCAGGGAGUCUUCUCUUCGUAUGAGGUGGCCAAAGUAUUGGAGCCUCAGCUCCACGAUCUGUCCUUCCAGUGAGCACUCAGGGCUCAUUUCCUUCAGAAUGGAUAGAUUUGAUCUUCUUGCAGUCCAUGGGACUCUCAUAAGGAAUACUAAUAAGGAAGCUUAUUAGUAUCCUCUUAAUUAAGAGUCCACAUGAAGCAAAAUGUUUUCAAUAUUGUAACUGCAAUAUAGCAAAAUAAAAUAAAAAAUACAUCUUUGCGGAAAUAGCUAGAAUUUAAGCAAUCCCUCACCCCCCCCUUAAAUUAAAAUCUCAAGUUUUGCUACUUAGCAUGCUGGUGUAUUUGACAAGUCUCAGCUAUGUGCAUGGAGAAGUGGGUGGAAUUGUAUUAAGCUCCUUAAAACAACUGCAGUAGGUGCUGAUAUCUGGGAGAGAUGAGUCAUUAAAAAGAUUACAAAAGCAACAGUUAAAAGUUAUCACAUCAAGUUUGGUGUGGCAAAACGGAUCUGGAGUGGGAGUACUUUAUUUUUUAAUGCCUGUAAUUCUGGGUAAGGAACAAGAGAGCAGUUUUUCACAUGAAAGUAAGCAUGAAUUGCUGCCUAGGUUGCACUCCCAUGCACAUGUACUUGUAAGUAUGGCUCUUUGAGCACAGCUGGACUGACAUCUACGUAAAGAAACAUAGGUUGGGGCUGUGCAUUACAUUACAUAAAAGCAUUUAAGAAGAGCAUAUCCAUUUUCAGGAUAAGUUACUGAAUUUAGCUAACACACAGGCACUCCCUCCAUUGAAGGUGUAAGCAGGUGUACAAUAAACCAAUAUAUCUUAAAGACACUAGCUUCCAUUGUGCUUUGAUUUUCCCAACAGAAACAGAACCCUGGAACCCCCUGGAAUAUUGCUACUGCUAGGCAGAGACUGGGGGUGACAUGCAACUUUCACAACAUUACUUAAAGAAAAUAAAGUCCAAUAGUGAUGCCUCGUACAGGGAGAUGCAGUCCGUGGGCAUUCCCACAGUGACAGUGGCAAGGUUAGCGGAGCCCUGGGUUCAGGGCCAGCCCUACAGCCUCACAUGUGCCACCAUUGCUGGGAGGUCAGAGCACUCAUUUAUGUGUGCUAAGACCUAAGAUCUCAUAGCAGUAGCAUCACUGGUCUUGCCACCAAUCUUGGAGGGGUGGGGGUCCUACUGCAGGACACAGUUUCCUCACCUUUGAGCUAAAGACUUGCCACUUUUCAGUUGCGGUCCAUCAACACUUAAAAGACCAAAAGCUUUGGUAAGAAAAUAUUUGCCAAAACCAACUUAAUGCCCAAGCAUUAAAUCACAUCAAUGCACAAUGCUUCUAAUAAAACACAGGCAUUUUUUGAGGCAUUCGCUAAUAAGGCAAAGGUAUUUUUGAGGCAUAUGCUAAUGGAAGCAAAUAUAUUUAGCAACUGAAAUAGCUAUGCCAAUCACUGAGCCAAAAACUGUUUGUCUUGGGGUGAGACAUCUGGCUGUAUGAAACUUGAGAAAAUACUAGGUAUAGAAAUCAUCAGUGGUAAGUAGAUACAUCGCCAAAUUAUAUUUCAGCCUUGUGUUUGAAUAAAAUAUAUUUCAAAGCAUGUUCAUAUAGCCUACAUUUAUUAGCUGAAGGUGCCCUCUAUUUGAAGAGCAGUUCAGAGUUUUGUAUAAAGAUAAAUAACCUUAAGAAGGAAACGUGGAGGCCUUGAAGUUGGUCAUAAACAUUGAGCAAUAGGACAGCAGAGAUAGGUCACCUGGUCACAGUCUUCCCUUCUGUACUGAGAUGUAAAGUAGUUCUACUAAAAUUAUAGCAGUUUCGCAAUUUCUCUUCUGUCUAUACUGUAUUUGCACUAGUCCACCACUGUGCAGUAUUCCUUGCCUAUUUCCUAAGGUUCUAAAGGCCAGGGGGGGGGGGAGGGAGGGGCAGGAAGAAAAAGGACGGAAAUGACUUUGAGAGGUUAAGCGGAGGCCUUUGUGAACGAGGAGGAAGGAUCUUUCUGCACUGAGAGGGGAAACUGUUUUAAAACAAUGGCAGAAGUUUGAGUAAAGCAAGGAUGGAGAAACACUGAGAGGGAAAUGGCAGUUUCCAAAAAAUUGUAGAGGUUUGAAUGUAGCAGGGAUGGAUAAGCUACAUUGAGGGUUUUUUAAUAAAAAAAAACCCAACCCCAGUUUUAACCAGGUGGGUGCAACAUAGAAGGUAACGAAACAGAGUCUUUUCCAAUGGCCUUCUUGGCAUACUCAAACAUUGUUUCAACCCCCCUUCCCCCCUCCCUGUUCUUCUCUCCUCUUGGUGAACUCAAACUUUUCUCUCUUCCAUUCCUCAGCUGUCUUAGGUGUGUGAGAGAAAGAAGGUGGAGCCUUCAAAUAUUCCAUAGUACCUUCACAUAAUAUAGUUCAGUACCAUGAAGUUCCAGAUUGAACAUAGAAAUUUAGAACAGAUACAGUAUUAACAAGCAAACACCCUUAUAUGUUUAGGACCCAUUUUAUGCAAUCCUGUGUCUUUCUUUCUUUUUUAACCAUGUAUAAGUUACAGCCUGUGCCUUCAAUGGUAAAUACACAAACUGUUUAGUGACCAGCUGUACAGUGGUACCUCUACUUACGAAUGUUUCUACUUACGAAUGGAGCUCCGUUCGCCAUCUUGGAUGUGGUUUAGAUAGGAUUUUUUCUACUUACGAAUUUUUAGAUAGGGUUGCUUCGACUUACGAAUUUUUUUCUCCCAAUGCAUUCCUAUGGGAUUUGACUUACAAUUUUUUUCGACUUACGAAUGUGCGUUCGGAACGCAUUAAAUUCAUAAGUAGAGGUACCACUGUAGUUACCAAGGAAGAUGCAUGUUCAAGUUCAUGCUCAGCAUAAAUUUUGCUGGGUAGCCCUGAGCCAGUCACUCUCUUUCAGCCUAACCUACCUCACUGGAUUGUUGUAAGGAUAAAAUGGGAAGGGGUAAGAUAAUAUAGACCUGCGCUCUUUGGAGAAUGAAUGGGACAGGAGUGUUAGUUAAUUAAUUAAUAUACAGUUACAUGUUUAGGGAUAUAUCUUAACCUCAGAUCACUGAGAUUUAGAAUCCCAAGGGUGGAGUUAGGCCAACUAAGCUACAGUCAUACCUCGGGUUACAGCUGCUUCAGGUUGCAUUUUUUCAGGUUGCGCUCUGCGCCGAACCCAGAAAUACUGGAAGGGGUUACUUCCGGGUUUCAGCGCACGCACAUGCGCAGAAGCGCCGAGUUGCAACCCGUGUGUGCGCAGGAUCACGUUCGCAACCCGAGCGUACACUGUACUAGCAUUGGGCCUGAUCUGGGCCUCUCAACUAGAGCUAGUGCAGCUGAAAUGCUCAAAUCACCACAUUCCCCCCUUCCACCUUCCCCUCAGGGCAAGCAAGUAGGCUUCAGAUAUGGUAGUGGCUCUGCCACUCAGUUUAGCCCAACUGAACUGAGCAUUGCAGCCUAAAGUUCCCAUCUAUAAAAAGGAAGUAGUAAUAUUUAUUAUAUUGGUUUCCCCAAAAGAUUAGCAAACAGUGCUGUACGGGUUUGUCGCAUAUAUAGCCAAUUAAUAUUCUUUCAGUAUAUGACUGCAGUAUAAUCCUGAUGUGAAAAUUCAUGGUUUACUCUCUGAAUGAUUUGGUAAAAUUUCAUUUUAAAAAAGAUAAGCAAGCCCUUUAGAUUCUGAUUCAUUUUUAAGGGAGGGUUGGGCGUUGGACCGAUGCUGUCUGCAAAGGAGUGGCCUCGUUUAGCUGCAAGGCUUUCGCAAGAGGACCCAGCGUGCCUAAAGGAGCCAAGCAACUUUCCCUGCACCUUUGGCAAGAGCAACUCAGGCAGAUGAGGAAGGAACAGCCUGAGUGGGGAGGGACCGACUAUGAGCUGCAGUCACUUGAUUCCCAAUAGCAGAUGAAGUACUUGUUGGUGGAAUGAAGAGUAGCUAGUUGUGGAAUGCUGCCCAACAGGGUGGGGCAGCUCAUAUCUCACUGGGGGAGAAAAGAAGCCUCUUUGGGCUUCCAGUCAUAAUACCAACCUCCAGUUAUCUCUGUAGAAACUUAUUAAAAACACUUGACAGUAAGAUGGAAUGCAUGUCUCAUCUGAUCCUGAACCAAGGAAGCAAAUGUUGAGAUUCUUUACUCUUCGUACAGGGGCUUCAUUUUGUUUUCAGGUGCUGCAAUUAAUACGGAACGUGUUCUAGCUGUUUGCUGGCUAAGUUAGUAGUAUUGAAAUGUUAGAUCUCUGUGGACCUCUUUUAAAUUUGAUUACACAGCUGUUCUGGCUGGGGCUGAUGGGAGUUGUAGUCCAAAAGUUCUAGUCAAAAAGAUCUGGCGGGCACCAGGUUGGGAAAGGCUGGUAUGGAUUCUUACAUCUCAGUGCACCCAUAUUUCCACCAUAUGUGGUAAAUACUUUAACACAGUAAGAACACACCUUCAGCAGGUCAAGCAAAAGAUAGGAAGGGUUUUUUCAAGCAAUUGUGAUGUUUUCUCAGUACAGCUGUUUGCGAGUUAAGGCAUGUCUGGAACAGUGAGGGACUGAUAGCUGGAUACACAAAUGUUUCAUUUGAGCACUUAAGCAGAGGAAGAAUGUCCUUUCAGCACUGAUUACACCUCAUUUACACAUAUAAUUGCACUACUAUGGGGGAAAUAGGGGACUAGGGAUCUCUGUCCAGGGUGACUUCCCUCAGACUACAAUUCCCAGGAACAUUUUGGUGAAGCGUGAGACUGAUUUUUUUGCCACUGAUUUGCCUUAGCAGAAUUUGUUAACCAUUAUUUCCCUUGUGUUCUGAAUGGUCACUUUGCUAAGCAACUGCUAAACAUAUCGAAGCACUUUAAAAAUUAAUUUGAAAAUCAAGCUUUUCAGUGAAACUUUACACAAUUAUUCUGGAUUGGCUCUCUUAGUGCAAGUAACAAUAGGCUGAUAACCAUUAGAAUAAGAUUGGUGUUAACCAAUAUCAUUUGCUACUUCUGCUGUUUCUCUUUUCUACAGCUCUUUUAAUUUACAUACUAUUAUACACAAUAACUGCAUAUUCUUUUGUGAAACUGGAGUCACAAUGUUAAAAUUUUUCACAAUGUUAAAAUUUUUGCAGUUGCUGAAAAACUCAUUAGAAAGUUCAUCUGUUAAGCAAAUUUGAGUUCUGGCAUUUUCCAGUUUAGUCCUGCUUAUUCCAAAAGAAAUUCCUUAACUUUAUAUGUACACAGAUCAUGUUCAAAUUGGACAGAGUGCACAUAAUUUUGGAUGAAAUGGUAUUAAAUGGUUGCAUUGUAGAAACCAAUAAGACCAGAAUUCUCGCACCUCUUCUUGUUCUUGACAAAAUGGCUGAAAGCUAGGAAGACUAUGCCAGAAUUCUUCAAAACAGAAAGAAGGAACAAUGAACUCUGAGGAUUCAAAGGCUAGUUUUGCAACAUUCCAAAUGGGCUGAACUGAACCUUUUCAUGCAAAAGGACAACUGAAGGAAGCAAGUGCCACACCUUUACUAUCUACCUGUGAAAGGUUUAUUAGUUACUGCUUAAAGUUUUUAAAAUAACAAAUAUUCUCAUUGUGUCGCCUGUAAUCCAGCUGGUGAAAUAAAUAGUCUCUUUAAUAAUAUAUCUGUGUCUCUCUUUUUCAUCAAACAAAAUUAAUAAGGCAGGCUGGGAAAUGCUUUAUAAAAUAGACAGGCAUGCUUUGACUAUGUACAAAAGCAACCAUAUUUGCCUAAAUUGCAGAACUCUAGCAUCUAUAGUGAAAAGCCUCCAUUGUUCACUGAACUUGGGUGAUUCCUCCCCUAAUUUUAAAGUGUGGGGGGGGGAGCCCUCAAUAGGUUAUCUUCUGAUCUCUGCCAGGACCUUCCUGGAAGGGAAACUUGUACCUGGGCCAGGAGGGAUUGAACUGAGACUGAAGAUGAAUAGAUUGGCAGAAAAGAUGUGAUGAUCAGAUAGAUGAUUUAGUACCUUUGGGGACUGUUUCCUUAAGCUUGGUCUAACCAGAAACUUUUCACCUCCAUAGAGGGUUCCAGAUUGUAUGUGGAUGUAAAAACCUUUUGAAGAAAACUAAAAUGAAGUUUGAAGAUGUAUUUAGAAGACUUUUAGAAGACAUCUGAAGGCAGCCCUGUUUAGGGAAGCUUUUAAUGUUUAAUAGAAUAUUUCAUUUUAAUAGUUUGUUAGAAGGUGCCCAGAGUAGUUGGAGAAACCCAGCCAGAUGGGUGGGAUAUAAAUAUUAUUAUUAUUAUUAUUAUUAUUAUUAUUAUU
Messenger RNA from Zootoca vivipara (common lizard), 8325 nucleotides. The record is from RefSeq and is a predicted model, not a curated record. NCBI's taxonomy places the organism in Eukaryota, Metazoa, Chordata, Lepidosauria, Squamata, Lacertidae.